This is a messenger RNA of Colletotrichum karsti, 1101 nucleotides long. RefSeq lists its product as uncharacterized. Gene Ontology annotation, cellular component: nucleus; ribonucleoprotein complex; cytoplasm. The record is from RefSeq and is a predicted model, not a curated record. The transcript has 4 exons. The coding region runs from base 1 to 1101 and encodes 366 amino acids. Lineage: Eukaryota; Fungi; Ascomycota; Sordariomycetes; Glomerellales; Glomerellaceae. Gene Ontology annotation, molecular function: mRNA binding.
AUGCUCGUUGGACAGAUCCCCCCGGGAGCCGAAACAGGAAACUUCUAUAUUCCGAUCUGCAACCUCCCGUUUGAUACAACAUGGAAAUCACUGAAAGAUUGGCUUAGCUCCGGCUGCGAAGUAGACUACGUCCGGCUCUAUGGUCCUACCUCGGGCUGGAUCAGGGUCAAGGGCCCGUACAACUUCUAUCGUGCGUGUGAUCUUUUAAGGGACGGAGUAUUCGACGGGAGACGCAUUAUUUUUGACGACAGUAAUAUGACAAGCGCGGUUGUUGUCAAGGAAAUCCACGAUGACGAGAACGCAACUCCCGCAUCUGUUCCAGCAAGGCAUCGGCAAACUGAGCUUCCACUCGGGUCUGCUACUGUUACCACUCGACAAGCUUCAUCUUCUACGUAUGCUUCUUCUGAGGCCUUCUAUGAUCAAUGGAUCCCAAACCCAUCUACCACUAGUCAGACGCAUCCCAACAUUCAGCAGCAAGCAACAUGGUACCCCGACAACCUGCCCAGCGGUGGCUUUUUCCCUGACAAUUCUCAUCCAUAUCCGCAAUUCAUGACCCCACCCAACGAAUCAAGACAAACCGUCCCCAUUGAGCAGCGAAGAAUUAUCGUUAGACGCAUAGGACAUAACACGCCAGAGGACCAGAUCAAAGCACUCAUCAAGCAGUGUCUAGAGCGUGUCACUCCAGUGAAGGCCGAGCUCCAGAGAAUCGACGUCCCGCGUGGGUCUAGCAGCCAGAACAAAGGGCAUGCUUUUGCAACAUUCCGAAGUGCCGACAUUGCCAGGCGGGUCGCUGAACUAUUGAAUGGUAAAACAUGGAACACUCGCAGACUCGAGGCGCGUCUCACAAACGAGGGCCUCACAGAAGAACAAAGCAGCCGCGCGCCGCAGAGCCAGGGUUCAGGCUCGCGGCAGCGCAAGGGCAACGAUUCAACCAAGAAGCGUUCAAACGAGAGGACAACAGCACCGAAUUCCAACAAUUGCUCAUCUGGGGAGUCCUCGUCUUCCCGCCAGUCACGUCACCGACCACCAACAGGGCCAGUCAUAGCCGAUGGGACUAGUCACAGGGCUCAGUCUGAAUCCAAGGAAAGGAAGCGUAGAUGA